AUUCUAUGUAAAAGAUUGUCGUCUCUUUUGGCGGCACAAUACGUCGUCGUGUCAGAAACCACACUCCCCCUACUGAGUGCGCUAUCCCAUCUUUCCCAUCCGAUAAAUCCCAAAAUCCCGUGCUGAGAUUUUUAGGGUUAGGGUUUGCACAUUGGAAGAAAAAAACCCAGAGCCAAAACACAAACCAUAACAGCCGUCCACCCUCAUCACCUGCACUUUACAUGGCAUCGACGGCGAACGGCGGUGGAGGCAGUUCGGUCCCGAAGCGGAAGCCGGUGUUCGUGAAGGUGGAUCACUUGAAGCCAGGGACUAACGGCCACACCCUCACCGUUAAAGUAGUCAGUGCCAACGCCGUUUCACAACAGAAGAAGAGCCGUAACAACUCUCAGCUACUUGGAAAGGGCGGUGGUGGUCAAGCUCGCAUCGCCGAGUGCCUCGUCGGGGACGAGACCGGCACCAUUCUCUUCACCGCCCGUAACGAACAAGUUGACCUUAUGAAACCAGGCACCACUGUUAUUCUUCGUAACGCAAAGAUUGACAUGUUUAAAGGGUCUAUGAGGCUUGCUGUUGACAAAUGGGGCCGCGUUGAGGUCACUGAGCCAGAAAAGUUCGUAGUUAAAGAGGAUAACAACCUGUCUCUUGUCGAGUAUGAAUUGGUCAGUGUCGUCGAAGAAUGAUUGGAAUUUCUUGGAAGUCGAAGUUUUUGGUAUCCAAGUAUUUAUGAACUUUGGCAAGCUAAUGAUUUGUUUUACUGCGGGUACAUUUUUUGUUACUGGUAUAUGGUUUAGUAUACAAAUGCGCUAGAUCGAGCAUGAUCUUAACAUGUAGUAGGAAGCCAAUGUCAGUUCUCUGGUUGGUAUGCAAAAAGAAUUGUGCUUGAUGUCGGUGAACUUUGAUGUGCUAGGCAUGCUUAUAAUAUAUGUUUAAGCUUGCAGUUCCAA
Messenger RNA from Rhododendron vialii, 941 nucleotides. RefSeq lists its product as uncharacterized. NCBI's taxonomy places the organism in Eukaryota, Viridiplantae, Streptophyta, Magnoliopsida, Ericales, Ericaceae. The transcript has 2 exons. The coding region runs from base 222 to 677 and encodes 151 amino acids. The record is from RefSeq and is a predicted model, not a curated record.